Molecule: messenger RNA, 1099 nt
Organism: Mangifera indica (mango)
Lineage: Eukaryota; Viridiplantae; Streptophyta; Magnoliopsida; Sapindales; Anacardiaceae
Product: TMV resistance protein N-like
Exons: 3
Coding region: 148-909 (253 amino acids)
Biological process (GO): signal transduction
Source: RefSeq, a predicted model, not a curated record
UUUAAAGGGGGGCAUAACGGACAUCUACUUUAGUUUCCCCUUCUUCGGUUCACAAAACAAAAAAGUUUUGCUUUCUUUGACUCAGAUGUCUGCAACUCCUUCAAAGCUGAGGGAAUUAACUGCAUAAUCAAAAUCUUAACUUCCACCAUGAGCUCCACUAGUUGGAAAUAUGACGUGUUUCUAAGCUUCAGCGGUGAAGACACUCGAAAGAACUUUAGAGGUCAUCUAUAUAAUGGUUUGAUUCGAGAGGGAAUUAAGGUAUUCAUGGAUGAUACAGACAUUGAAAAAGGAAAAUUCAUUUUAGUAGAACUUCUUAAUGCAAUAGUAGAAUCGCGUAUUUCAGUCGUUGUUUUCUCAAGAAAUUAUGUUUCUUCACGUUGGUGCUUGGAUGAACUUGUGAAAAUCGUUGAAUGUAAGAAGGAGAUGAGACAAACAGUCAUCCCAAUUUUCUAUGAUGUGAAUCCAUCCUUGGUAAUUGAAAAGUUUGAGGAAGCUUACGGUCAACAUGAAGAGGGUUUUAUGGACAACAUAAAAAAUAUACAAACUCAGGGAAAGGCUUUGAUGGAGAAUACAGAGAAAGUGCGAACGUGGAGGAAGAGUCUAGAGGAGGUGUCCAAUAUUUCUGGAUUUCACUUGAAGGAUGGGGAUGAAGCAGAAUUUAUUAAAGUUAUUGUGAAGGAAAUAUCAAGUAAAUUAAGUAGUUCUACUUCAACCUCAACCUCAACUUCAACUUCAGCCUCAGCCUCGUCAAACUUGAUCAAUCUCAAAAGAUUAGUGACUGCCUUUGCCACUGGAGUAAUUACAUGUUCAGAGAAUCUUGCAAUGCAGGCCCACACCCACACACUCAGAGUUAGUGGGGCCAAUCGACCUUUGACUCACUUGCCGCUCCCUUUUUUUUUUUUUUUUUAAUUUUUUUUGAUGGUCAAUUUAGCUGUUUUUGACUUUUGGUCACCAUUUCAAAUCAUUCGUUGACGCCGCCGACAUCAAGUAUAAUAUCUGUCCGUGGGUCCACAGAGUAAGAGUUAGUGUAGCCGUCGGUGUUUUUCAUUGUAAUAUACAAUCUAUUAAUUAUUUAUAUAUUAGAUGGCGUGAGUGUGUG